AUGACAACGUUAUCUCACAUGCAGCGUGUUAGAAUGCUGUAUAAAACAAUUUUGAGGUUACACCGUGGUUUACCAGUCGAAAUUCAAGAUUUAGGUAGUAGUUAUGUUCGAGAUGAAUUUAGACGGCAUAAAAAGUGUAAUGAAACCGAAGCAAUUAUUUUUCUAAACGAAUGGACAGAUUAUGCAUUAAUGCUUGGUAAACAGCUUGGUUUGAAAGGACCACGUACAGCCAAACCACUGGGUCAAAAUUUAAAUGAAGAGGAUUUUGAAAAAUUCAGAGAUGAACAAGUAUAUCAAUUGUAUGAGUUGAUGAAUGCAGCAACUGGUAAAACGGACACAAAUUCGAAAGAUGAAUAA
Messenger RNA from Dufourea novaeangliae, 357 nucleotides. It is a transcript of the gene Sdhaf3, whose product is annotated as succinate dehydrogenase assembly factor 3, mitochondrial. The coding region runs from base 1 to 357 and encodes 118 amino acids. Lineage: Eukaryota; Metazoa; Arthropoda; Insecta; Hymenoptera; Halictidae. The record is from RefSeq and is a predicted model, not a curated record. Gene Ontology annotation, biological process: succinate metabolic process; mitochondrial respiratory chain complex II assembly. Gene Ontology annotation, cellular component: mitochondrial intermembrane space; mitochondrion. The transcript has 2 exons.